Molecule: messenger RNA, 762 nt
Organism: Penaeus vannamei (Pacific white shrimp)
Lineage: Eukaryota; Metazoa; Arthropoda; Malacostraca; Decapoda; Penaeidae
Product: probable basic-leucine zipper transcription factor Q
Source: RefSeq, a predicted model, not a curated record
UGCGUGUGCUUCAAAAAAUUAUCCACAGUUGCGCUACUUAAGCUGAAAUUCACAACGCGCACUUAAGGUAGGGCGAAUCCCGUCGCUGAUUGGUCAAAAGCCUGCGUCCGACCGGUGCGUCAGCCAAUCACAGGCGAGAUUCCCCCAACCUACGGUGCGCAGCUGACAUUUGUAAACAAACGCGCUCCGUGAUGAGGCCUUCCAGCCACACCAAGAGGCGAAAUUUCAGCGAACAGGAGAAAACUCUCUUAUUUUCCCUAAUCAGCAAGGAAAAACAUGUGCUGGAGUGCAAGGACAUUAAGGCCCACACCCUCGAGGAGAAGAGAAAGAGCUGGGAAAAGAUAACACUUACUUUUAAUGCAGAUACGAGCGUGGUUGUUAUCCCUCGCACUGUCGAAGAACUCCGCAAGUGUUGGAUGAAUCAGAGAUACAGAGAGAAGCAAAUUGCAGCGGCUGAAAGAAAGAGGCCCGAUUGUCCACAGCAGUACGGGGAAAAUCCAACUUCCCCAACGACUAUGAAUGUUGAGGUAGAUCCUGUCAUACUAAAUCGUUCACCGGAACCUGUACAAAACUCUUGGGAGGAUGACCUUAGCAUCAAGAAUGAAGAUGAUGGACAGAUACAGGGACAGCAACAAACUGUACACCAUCAGCAGACACAGCAGCAGCAACAUCAACCACAACAACAGCAACUUCAACAGCAGCAGCAGUCACAACAACUUCAACAUCAACAGCAGCAGGAACAGCAACAACAACAACAGCAGC